AGCCUACUAUAUUUAAACGGCUGUCUUAGAGUAGAGGCAGUAUUAAGGCUUGUACUGUGGUUGGUUUUCUAGCUCUACAGGCAUUUCUAUCUUGUGUCUCUCCAGACCUGCAGGUAAAGUCCCUGUAGGCUCAAGUCUGUGUCAGGAAGGCAUGCAGAGUUUGGUCCAGGAUGAGUUGGAUGCUUUCCUAAGUCAGAGCAGUUACGUAACAUCACACCAACGCUGGAAUGCUUUGGAAGCAGCAAGGAGAUCAGCUGUGGAGCUUGCAGCAUUCUACCAGAUGGAGAGGAGGAAAGACAUACAUUUAAAGUAGGAAGCCCGCAGCAGGAACCUGAGCAGUGAUGGGUGUCACUAAACUGACUGAAUGUUGGCUCCUGGACCUAAAUGCUUCCAGAUAAGGAGAUGUAUUCAGCGCUGAGCAGGCACCAAAACAAGAGUGGGUUCAAGCCAAUUCCUGUGGUGAUCAUAGGGAAUGGACCUUCUGGAAUCUGUCUCUCGUAUUUGCUGUCGGGCUACACCCCUUACUUCAAAAGACAAUCUCUUCAUCCUCAUCCCAUUCUGCAGAGUAAACUAGAAGAGGCACCGGAUGUGUCCAUUUUGAACCAGGAUUUGGAGUAUCUGUCUGAAGGUUUAGAGGGACGAUCCAAUAGCCCCGUGGCUCUUCUGUUUGAUACCCUUCUGCGACCUGAUACAGACUUUGGUGUGACUGCAGAAUCUGUGCUCACUUGGUGGCACGAGACUGACAGAGCCAUCCCCCACCUGGUCCUUGGGAAGAACCCUCCAGGAGGUGCCUGGCAUUCUAUUGAGGGCUCUAUGAUUACCCUGAGCAGAGGGGAGUGGAUGGGACUCCCAGAUCUCCAGUUCAAAGACUGGCUAAAGCAAAAGAAAAGGGGCCUCAGAAACCAUAGAGCCACAGCAGAAGACAUUGCGCAAUACUACCAACAUUAUGUGAUGAAGAAAGGGCUGCAGAAGAACUUUAGAUGUGGGACUGUUGUAACCUCUGUGAGGAAAGUGAGUGCAAAGAGCAUCUCCCACCAUGCACAGAAAGAUCUACAGAAGAGUGACUCGUUCUGUAACUUCAGUGAGGAGAGUAUGGAGGUCUUUCAGGUGGAUGGAUUUGUCAAAACUGUCAAAGAUGUUAAGGAGCCCUUCACUGUCUAUGCAGAGAAUGUAGUCUUAGCUACAGGAACAUAUGAUAGUCCCUCUUGGCUCGGGGUCAAAGGAGAGAACCUUUCCUAUGUCCAUCACCAGCUCUCUGCCCUAGAGGAAGCAGUGAAGAACAACAGUAUUGGUAUCACAUCAGAUCCAGUCUUGAUUGUAGGUGCUGGUUUGACAGCUGCUGAUGCGAUUCUCUUUGCUCACCACUGCAGUAUUCCAGUAAUUCAUGUUUUUCGGAGACGAGUCAGUGAUCCAGGUCUUAUUUUUAACCAGCUGCCGAAAAUGAUGUACCCUGAAUACCACAAAGUCCAUCAGAUGAUGAAAGAACAGUCAGCUGCUUGUGCUGGGCCCUAUGAGUGUUAUGUUAGCCUACCUGAGCAUCAUGUACUGUCUUUUGGCAAGGACAAGAAAUGCAUCCUUCAAGACAAGAAUGGCUGCCAGAAAGCUUAUAAAAUUUCCAUGGCUCUUGUUCUAACUGGUUCAAAUCCCAACCUCUCCUUUCUGCCAAAUAACGGUGUUGACUUGGCAGUGGACAGUGACCAACCAGUCAAUCCCAAGAGGAAUCCCAUAGAUAUUGACCCAUUCACUUAUGAAUGUACUCAGGAGAAAGGGCUUUAUGCUCUAGGGCCUCUAGCUGGAGAUAACUUUGUACGCUUCGUGCAGGGAGGGGCUCUGGCUGCCGCCAGCUCCCUCUUAAAGAAGGCAAACAAAAAUCCUCCAUAACAAAAAAGUCCACCUAUGCUAACAAUGUCUGAAUGGGUUACUGCUGUUGUCACAGAGAAUCUGAUCUGUACAUCCUUAAAUGAGAAGCCCACUCUUGCCACUCUCCAAGAUUAUGCAGAGAGUUACUAAGUUCUUGCUGAGUUAUUUGGAAAGGUUACAUCACCAAACAGAGUGAAUUUCAUUCAUGGCAGUAACUUCAUUCCCUGGGUAUUCUGCUCCUUUUCUGCAUAGAUGUGUAUGUAGGCAGCAGGGGCAUUGAGCCUUCCUCCUGGAGAAGUGGAGGGCAGGCUAGCAAUUGCUCUUCUGUGUUAACACCUCCCAGGUUUCUGAAAAUUGAAUUCAGGAAGAAUUGAUGUCAAUUACUUCCAGACAGCAGGCUGACAACUCUGUGUCUGUCAAUCUUCCAGUGUUUGUGAUGAAGCAAAAUAAGCCAAUGUGGUUUUGAUUGCUCCUGUGGCUCAGAUGUAUGUUCUUAUUAGACAAGAACUCACUGGAAGAAGUGCAAAUAAAUUGGCACAGAAACACAGCAAAAAUGUAUUGCCUUUUUUGAAUAAAAGGAUAUAAUAUGUAUAUAAUAUAUAUAAUUAUAUAAUAUCCUUUUAUUCAAAAGUUUUCUGUAAUGUUUUUUUCUCAUUCUGGGAAGUGAUGAUACUGAUUUUUACAAACAUCCAGUUUACCAUCUUGCAGCUUUCUAACUGCUGAACUGCAAUGGCCAAGUUCUUGACAGCUGCUGUAGAGACAGCAGAGCUAAAUGGCAGCUGCUGAAGCUCUGCCCAGGUACUGAGUGGGGCUACUGCUGCUGCAGGGUGCUUCAGAGAAAAGCAAUAUGUCAUGUACUGUAGUGUGACAUUCUAAUGUAAUGUCUAAUAAUAAUGUGUAUUAAGGGGAAAUGGCACAGUUGCUUCUUGAUUGUUUAUGGUAAAUAGUGUGAUUAUUUUUUUUAUACUGGUUUUCUUAAGAAAUAUGUUUUUUAAUUGACAAAGCAUUUUGCUACAUGCUUUCAGUCAGGGUUUUGAAUGAGUUGGGAUGGAUGGGAAUGAUGCCUUGUGUUACCAACAGCAUUCCAAACAGACCUGCAAGGGGCCUUCUGUAGUUCUCUUAGGAAAAAACAAGAGUUAUAGCUAAUGUUAUUAAAACAAAAGGCAGUCUGGUCCCUGCCCUCUACUGAAGCUCACUGAUGUGACAGGAUGCUUCACAAAGCACUGGAAACCUGUAUGUGUGGCUCUGAAGUGAAUGAGCCUCCGGUUGUGCAGGGAGAUGUGUAAAGACCCUGUCUGCAGUGUUGCUGUAUCACACCUGGAUGCCUUUGCCACUGACUUCUAUGAAAUAUUUUUUCAAUAAAGAUAUUUCAGACUUA
Molecule: messenger RNA, 3238 nt
Organism: Numida meleagris (helmeted guineafowl)
Lineage: Eukaryota; Metazoa; Chordata; Aves; Galliformes; Numididae
Gene: OSGIN1
Product: oxidative stress induced growth inhibitor 1
Exons: 7
Coding region: 385-1881 (498 amino acids)
Source: RefSeq, a predicted model, not a curated record